Messenger RNA from Dermatophagoides pteronyssinus (European house dust mite), 8517 nucleotides. Its product is annotated as small subunit processome component 20 homolog. Lineage: Eukaryota; Metazoa; Arthropoda; Arachnida; Sarcoptiformes; Pyroglyphidae. The record is from RefSeq and is a predicted model, not a curated record. Gene Ontology annotation, cellular component: nucleolus; 90S preribosome; small-subunit processome.
UUUGUUUUGAUAAUUCGCUUUUUAAAUUGAAUUGAUUUUUUAUUAAUGUUGGAAAACAAAAAAUUUCAGGAAUAGAUUCAUUUCUCUGGUAUUAUUUUUUUGAACAUCGUAAAACAUGAAAAAAGAAUUUCAAAAAUUUAAAUCACAUGCACACAAAGAAGAAAAUACACACAAGUUUGAAACAUUCAAUGAAAAAUUGAAUAAGAUUAAUAUAUCGGCCGUUAAUAAUCUUAAAAGACGGCUGGUGGAAAAUGAUCAAUCAGAUGAAGAUAUUUCAUUUUUUGCCAUCGCCUUAGAGAAAUGGACCGAUUUAAAUUGUACACACGAUUUUCGUCAAUUGCGACAACGAAUCGGUUCACCGUUAGAUGUUCAGAAUUUAGUUCAAAUCGUACAUAAGAAAAAAAUACUAAUAGAUACGCUUCUAGAUGCAAUGGUCAAUCCGGAAAAUAAAGCGUUGAAUGCAAUACUUGAACUUCUUAUUGCUUUGUCGCGAGAUUUACAGUCAGAAUUUUAUGAAUAUUUCUCACCCAUAUUUGAUCGUCUUGUCAAUCUAUCAAUGCAAAAUGAAGAUCCCGAAAUUAUUGAGAACAUUUUUGUUUGUCAAACAUUUUUAUUCAAAUAUCUAUGGAAGCAUAUUAUCAAAGAUAUUGAAGAACAUUUUCAGAUAUUUAAAAAAGCUUUUACAUGCAAAAAACAAUAUGUCAUAAAUUUCACUGGCGAAACGUUUGCUUUUUUGAUACGGCGAUCCAAAGAUCCGAGCAAAUUGUUUGAAAUCAUUUUUGAAAAUGUUGAGCAAAAUGACAACUUAUCUAAAGCAGUGGGCCGAAUCAUUUUCGAAAGUAUCAAAGGUGUUCAAGGCAGUAUAAACCAUAAAGCUCAAUCUUAUUUACAGAUUUGUUUCGAUGAGUUGAAUGGAAAAAGUCCAAAUGGAACUUUAAAUUCGAUGAAAUAUUUUUUGACGUUUGCAUUUGAUAAUAUUCAGCAACCUGAUUGUUUCACAAUCAUUUGGAAAUUAUUAAUGAUUGAACCUAAUGAUGAAGCUCAUAAGAUUAGAAUAAUAGAAUUGAUUCAUCAAAUUGUUCUCUAUAAAAGGUGUAAACAUGUUAACAAUGGUUUUGAUGUUGCAUUCAAAUCGGUAAACUAUUUAUUCGAAAUAUUUGAUCCUGAAACAAAGCAAAAACUCUUUGAAAUUAUUGAAAAAAUUUUCAUUCACAAAUAUGAACAUUUAUCAUCGGAUCGUAUGGAAAUAUUAUGUGAAAAAUUUUACGCACCAAACACUUGUUUAUCACUUAUUGAUUUACUGAAUUUUACAUCGAAAAUUAUUUGUAGUCCAAUUUAUGAUAUAAUCUUGUUCAAAUAUCUACAUCAAUUGUUUUUUAAAGUUUUACUAUCAAACAAUAUCGACGAUCGAAUUUGUGUAAUUGAAUUCAUGUCAAAUGUAAUUUUGAAGAAAAAACCUAGACCUGUUUUGGGAAAAGAUUUGGACAAGAUACAAAAAUAUUCGAUAGAUUUUGGUUGCGAUAACCAACAGGUUAUUGAAAUUUUAUGUGAAACAAUAAAAUGUGAUGAUCCUCGAAUCAUGUAUUCUUGUCUAACAAUUUUGUCUAGUAUUUCUAAUAAAUUCAAUUCUAUCUUUGAUGAUUUCAUCAAUGAAAAUAUAAUAAAAAUUAUUGACUCUUCAUUAUUACAACCAUCUUCAUUCGAAGAUUCAAAUAUUUAUGCAGAAUUAUUGUACGAAGCGAUGAUUUUUACCAUUCUUAAUUCCCAUCCGAAUUCUCCUAUUACGAAAUUUGAUUUUAAAACGUUCACUACGUUUCUAAGGGCAAAUCCCAAUUGUACGCGAAUACUACAAUCAUUGGAUUUAUUUAUAAGCUUUAAUAAACCGAUUGCAUCACAAGAUUUCACACAAAAAUUGAAUGCUGAACUUUCUGAUUUGUAUCCAUUACUUGAACAUAAUCUUUCUUCGCCACUGAGAUUAAAUCGUUUGGUGUGUCUUCAUUUGUUGACAUUGCUUGAUUUACAUGUUCCGAUCACAGACGAGAAUCCCAAAGGUAUGUCCGUAUUUCAAAUUUGUUUGAAUGCGGAAUCAAUCCCUGUUGAUCUGGAAAACUAUCGAGAACGUUUACGAUUAAUUUGGAAAUUGGAUUCAACUUAUAUAUCUUUGUAUCAACCGCAAUCAUUGAACGAGGUCAAGUUUGAUAUGGCACCAGUAUGUUUUCUUCUUGGAACAUUGUACGAAAAUUUGAAUGUAUUAUGGAAACAAAUCAUCGAAGUUAUCGAAACAUAUGCUAAAAGUAAUUCGAAUAAACCAAUCAGAUUCAUUGAAAUUUUAUUUAAUCAUUUUCGACAAACUGAAUCCUUUAUCAAAGCAUCUCAAUCUCAAUUAGAUUCUUGGAGUUUGAGAACUAAAAUUGCAAUUGAAUUUAUUAACAAAACAAACAUUUUUGCUUCGGAUCAUUUGAAUCAUCGAUUGUUGUUGUUGAAAUGUUUUGAAAAAUUUCCAAAUCUUAUCGAACGAAGGAAUAGUGAAUUCGUUGAUUUAUUUUUUGAAUUUUUAUCGAAAGAGUUUAACGAGCAUCAUAUUUCUCGUAUUAAUAGUCGUGAAAAUAUUACAUCCGACAUGGUUAGUGAAAGCAGAAUGGAAAAUACUAAAAUGACUUGGAAGACAUUUUUUGCUUUCCUUGAUGUAUUUGGAAAAUUCAAGAAUCCAAAAGCCGUACAUAAAGAACCUCAACUAAAUCAAAUUUACCUAGAUCUUUUAUCAUCUCCAAAUUCUCAAUGUCAAAAUCAUGCAUUCAAUUGUUUACUGACAUAUAAUCAAACGCAUUUGACUAAAUAUCGUGAAAAUUUUUCACGAUUAAUUGAUGAUAAAUCUUUUGUUUCGGAAAUUAAUUCAUUUAUGAUUCGUGACAAUGAUGAAGAUAAUGUUAUUGCUGUGGAAGAUCGAUCAAAAGUAUUGCCUUUGUUUUUAAGAAUCACCAUAGGAAAAAUGAUUGCUUCGGCCGGUACUAAAACACAUGGUAAAAGCAAAGCUGAUUUUGUUCGUUCAUUAAUAAUGAAAAUUUUAUGCAAUUUCAAUGAUGAACAACAAAUAAUGUUUAUGGAUUUUGUUUAUGCUUCCAUAAAACCAUUAUUGCAAACUGAUUAUGCCUAUUUAUUGGAAAAAAUUAGCAAUGAAUUUGUCAAUGUUGAAGCAUUCAUUCCAUUCAAAAAUUUUCAAUCAUUCAUAACUACUUUGGAAUUUUUGAUGAAACAUUUUGGCAAUCAAUCGACUAGGAUCAUGCAAUACAUUUUCAAAGUUUUAAUAAUUUGUUCAUCAAUUUGUUCACAACUUUUAUCUGUUCAAUAUCGAUCGAAAAUCAAAGAACAUAUUGUUGAUCAAUUGAAGAUAUUUCGUACAAACUGUUUCAAAGCCACAGAAUAUUUUUUCAAUAAUUUUUUAACCUAUCCAUUUGAACAGAUAGAAAUCGAUAUUCUAUUCGAAUCCUUGAUACGUCCACUUGUUGCUAAUAUUUCGACUGAAAGUCAAAAUUAUCCUUCACCAUUAUUGCGAUUGUUCAAUGUUUGGAGUGAAAAUCCACGAUAUUUUAACUUAUUGAUCAAGCAUUUUGAUUCAAAAACAGAUUCGACGCCCUUGAUGUCAAUUAUACAGUUAUUCAAGAAUUCUAAACUAUCUCCAAUAACUUUUGGAUUUAUUGUGAAAUUGAUUGAGAAUCUAUUGAUUGCUGAUGAACCAAUUGCCCAUUUGGCGAUCAAUAAUUUUGACUUUGUGAUUCCAAGUAUUGAACAGUAUCCGGAAUUCAAUAAUAAAUCCAUUAACUUUGGUUCAUUGAUUCUGAUCCCGCAUAUCAAAGAUAUUAUUGAACGAAUGAAAUUAAAUUAUCAAUCAAAAAGUAAUCCAAAAUUUUCGCUACAAGAAAUCAACAUUUUAGCACGUCUUAGUCUUUAUGUGACUGAUGCAACCGAUUCACAUACAAUCAUGAUUUUAUUGAUUCGAUCGAUAUCACGCAAGAAAAGACCAGAAGAAGAAAAAGAAAUUUUCAUCAUUAAAAUAUUAUCUCAUCUUUCUCAGAACUUAUCUGUCGAAAGUUUUGAUGUUAUUCUCACUUCAUCUUACAAUCUUUUUUCCUUAGUACAGAGACCAAUACCGAGAAAAGAAUUGUGUAUUUAUCUAAUGAAUUUAAGCAAGAAAAAUGAAUUCUUCUUACCAUUAGCCGAAAUGAUACGAGAUCUUAAUUCUUUGAAUUCUAAAUAUCCCGAAGAACCGGAUUAUGAUUGUAGAAUUUCUGCUUUCAAUAAAAUUUCCGAAUAUUUAGAUGGUAUUGAUAAUCCGGCAAAAUUAUCAUUCUCACAACUUAAAUUUAUUGAUUUAUUACUGCUAAAUUGUGCUUUCUUUCUCAAUACGUUUGAUGAUUUUAGCAUACGAGAAUUAUCAUCUUCAAUCAUAUUAAAGAUUAGUUCAUUAUUCAAAAUGCAAUCAUCGGCCGACCUAUUCAACAAAUACGUCAUUAAUAUGAUACUGUUCGAAAUCAUUCCACAAGGAAUCCGAAAUACUAAAGAAUCAGCUUCGAUUGAAUUUAUAAACUUAUUGGUAGAAAUUAUCCGUUCAUCUUCGUCUUUGGGUAAUAUUCACAUUGAUCAAUUACGAAAAUUAUGUGAUGAUGAUGAAGAACUUGACUUUUGGCAGAACAUUCGCCAUAUCCAAUUACAUCGUCGAGCUCGUGCAUUGAAUCGUUUAUUGCAAAAUAAAGAAUUGCUUGAAUCAUUUUCAAGCGCUGUUUAUAUGAAUUUUUUAAUACCAAUUGUUGAGAAUCUAAUAUCAUAUUCAUCAUCUCCCGGUGGUCAGCAAACAAAUGUUAGCUUGUUCAACACUUCAGUGGAAGCAUUGGCAACAUUUUUACAAUAUUGUUCAUGGCCUAAAUAUGAUGCCAUAUUGUCUCGACAUGUAAAUAAUUUACUAUCGCCAACAACGACAAAUGUCAAGAAUGUUGUUGAUCCAAAAAUUUCAAUCAAAAUCAUAUCAGCUUUAUUAGAAAAAUUUUCAUUUUUGAAGCCCGAACAUGUUUCACUAAUCGAAAAAACAUUAAUGCCAAAUGAUUUUGAACGGAUUACUUCGGAAUAUGGUUUUAAUUAUCGAAGUAAAUCAUUACGAAAAUCGUCAUCGAAGGCAAAAAAAUCGUCGAAUAAUAAUAAAAAUGACAAUCGAAAAGAACGAGUAAAGCAAAACUGUGGCAACGGCAAAGAUCAAAACGACGACAAGAAAAAUGUACAACAAGAGCAGAAACCAUUUGAUGCUAUUAUUACUAACGAUGAUGAUAAGAUCGGUUCGGAAGAUUUUCUAAACGAUAAAAGCUGCAACGAUAUCGAUGAUCACGGUGAUAAUGACAAAAACAACAACAACAACAUCACCCCCAGCGACAUUCUUCAUUACAAGAAAAUUUAUGAUUCUCUUUGUCGAAAAUUAUUACCCAUGUUGCACAGAUGUUUACAUCAACAAUCACGUAUGGAAAAUGUUCAUGAUAUUAACAAAUUCAAUGAUGAUGAUGAUGAUAAUGAUAAUAAUAUUCAUAUUCGAACGAUACCAAUAUCAUUGGCCAUUGUUAAACUAUUACAGCAUGUACAAUUCGAUCGCCGUGUUUUCAUAACAAAUCUGAAUAGUAUCAUAUUAAGAUUAUGUCAAUUUUUACAAUCAAAAGCUCAAAGUAUUCGUGAAAUUGCUCGUAAAACAUUGGCACAGAUUCUUGACGUUAUUGGACCGAAAUAUUUUGUCAAUAUUUUUAAUGAAAUGAAAGUACUAUUAUGCAGAGGUUAUCAACGACAUGUUUUUAUUUAUACUGUUCACCUACUUUUAGAACGAAUUAUUAACAAAUUGAAUGGUGGUGAUUUAGACAAAUGUUUGUUAGAUUUAAUUCAAGCAUGUCAUGAAGAAUUAUUCGGAUCGUUAUCCGAAGAGAAAGAAAUUUCACAGAUAGUAACAAAAACAAAAGAAGCUAAGAAAAUUAAAGCAUAUGAUAUAUAUGAAAUAAUGGCAAGAUCAGUAUCGGAAUCAUCAUUACAAACAUUGAUUGAACCAUUGAAAGCAUUAUUGCUCGAAACAAAUGAUCAUAAAAAGAUGCAAAAAAUUGAGAAAGCAUUUCAUCGAAUCGGAUGUGGAUUAGUUCACAAUCAACAUAUCUCUAUUGAAAAAUUGUUAAAAUUUUUGAAUGAAAUCUUUGUUUCAUCUUUGUCUAUUAAUCUGAAAAUUCAAUCAGAAAUGAAUGAUAACAGCAUUGAUAGUGAUAGUAGCAAAAAACAACGAAUAAUGGUCGAUAGCUUCAUUAUACCGGAAAAAUCAUUACGUCGUGUAAAUCCAAUUUCGAAAAUUAAUUCACAUUCACAUUUUCAUGUGGUAUCAAAUUUUGCUCUUGAAUGUUAUCUAUACAUCCUUAAGCAUAAUAAAUCUAUCAAAUCAUCAGAUGCUUAUCAUGACAUUCUCAAUGAAUCAUUGGAACAUUUAAAUAUGUUUUUGCAAAAAUCAAACGAUUUAAAAGUCAUUGCUUCAGCUUUAAAUUGUUUAUUGUUGAUGUUGACAAAAUUUUCUGCCAUUAUUUCAUUUGAUCGCCAUGCUGAAUCGAUAAUUUUACAAUUAUUUCUCUUAUUGCAAAAAUAUUCCGGACUUCUCAAUGAUGAUAAUCGACAAAUGACAACAUUAUGUUUUAAAACAAUCGCACAUUUUAUCAAUAUUCGUUCAGAUUGUAAACUAACCGAUCAACAGUUGACUAUUUUGAUAGCUUAUGCUGACUAUGAUAUUGAAAACAAUAGUCAAAAUGUUUCAAUUUAUUAUCUACUUAAAUCGAUAUUGGCAAGAAAAUUCAUUUCAAAAGAAGUUCAUCAACUAAUGGAACGAUUGAUGGUGAUAGCUAUAGUCACAGAAAUUGAUCAUGUUCGUGAUCAUGCCAUCGAAUUGUAUGUCAAAUAUUUGACUGAUUAUCCUAUCAAUAGUAAUCGUUUAAAGGGAAAAUUGAUUAAUUUAGCAAAACAGUUAGAAGUUGAUCAUGUUUCCGGCCGUAAAGCAGCCAUCAUUAUGAUUAAAAAUGUGAUUAAAAAUCUAUCCUGUGAUAUUUUGGCCAUGGUAUAUGAUCAAUUGUUUGUUAUUGUAGCCCUUAGAUUAGUAAAUGAAGAAUCACCUGAAUGUUUGAAACUUGUUCAUGAAACGAUGGCAAUAUUAUUGAGAAAAAUCGAUCAAGAAAAUAUUGAUAAAAUGUUUGAAAAUUUUGUUUUAUCUUGGCUAAGAUCGGAUUCGUUACCAAAACAAACACUUGCUUCGAAAAUGUUAACUUUAUAUUUGGAAAAUGAAAAAUCUAGCUUUGAAAAACGUUUACCUAGUUGUUUACCAUUAAUCUCCGAACAACUAGAUCCGGAUCGCUACGAAUCAUUAAAAUCCGGUGAAAAACAUAAUAAUGAUUUAGCUAAAGACGAAGAUAAUCUAUUAUUUCAACAUUUCAAUUUUCUCUUUAAAUUGUUGAAAAUGGAAACGGGAAAAAAUCUUAUCGUGAAAAACAAAUUUCAAAAUCAUAUCAACCAAAUAUUGGCUUAUGUUGUUUCAACAUAUCUUCUUCAUCCACAUGUUUGGAUACGUGGUAUUUGUGUUCAAAUAUUUGGCCAAAUAUUUUCUUGGUUUGAUCCGGAAUCAUUUGGCCAACUAUCAGGUGUCAGUUUGAAUAUUUUGACAUUUUUUCUAUUCACAAACCCGGAGGACAAAAUGAUCAAUUUAGCUAGAAAAUUUUCCCUUAUAUUUCGUGAUAUUUAUGCCUGUCAAUUUUUAGCUGAACAAUUGAUUAAAAAUCUAAUCUAUAUUGCUCGAGUGUUCAUCAUAAUGGACUAUAGUAACCCAUGCUAUGACUACGAUAAUGUCGUUGCUGUUGAACAAACAGAAAAUCGAAAUGUUGAAAAAAAACAUUUAUUUGAAUGGUUAGUGAAGAAAUUACUUUUCGAGACCAAAUUUGAAAUCAAAUAUAGACCAAAUGAAACUCGAAAACGAAUAUUAUUCGUCAAAUGGUUGGCAGCGGUUUCUUUGAAACUUGGUCACGAACAUUUACAAGAAUAUUUGCCACUUUUUCUUCCACCUUUAUGCCGUGAAACGAUUUUAUCGUCAACGGACAAUCGAUCAUCCGUAGGCAAUGAAUCUUCAACAAAUGGAAAUAGUACUGGUGGUGGCAUUGAUGAAUUAAAGAAUCUAGCUAAACAAGUAUUACAAAUGUUUCGUAAUAUUGUUGGUAGUGAAUUAUUUAUUGAUCAAUAUAAUCAAUGCCGAAAUCAACUUUCUCAUCGACGAUUAGAACGUAGAAAACAGAGAGCUGUACAGAUGGUAAUGAAUACUGUGGCUGGAAUUAAACGUAAACAACGAAAACAUCAAAAACAUUCACAACAACUUAAACGUCGUCGCCAUAAUAAUCGUGGCUAUAGAAAUGGAAAUGAUUUUAAAGUUUCAUCAUUUUAGAAUUUAUUUUGUUAAAUUGAAUAAAAAUUCAAUAAAAU